Messenger RNA from Penicillium paradoxum, 1218 nucleotides. RefSeq lists its product as uncharacterized. The coding region runs from base 1 to 1218 and encodes 405 amino acids. The record is from RefSeq and is a predicted model, not a curated record. Gene Ontology annotation, molecular function: oxidoreductase activity. The transcript has 3 exons. Lineage: Eukaryota; Fungi; Ascomycota; Eurotiomycetes; Eurotiales; Aspergillaceae.
AUGUCAACACAACUACUCCCCUACGCCGUGGGGCUCCUACUAGCCUGGCCAGUGGUGACAAUAUCACUCCGAUUCCAGCGACUACGCAAGCUGCAGAAGAAAUAUGACUAUCCCACGCGCGAGUCAUUGGCCAAAAUGACCGACGAAGAGGCCUUCGAGAUCCAGAAACAAACCGCCCAGCUAGAAUUCCCCUUCAUGUUUAUCAAAAGUCUGCAAUUUGCUUUAUUCCGAACCUACGGCAUCCCCACAAUCUCAGGCCUACUCACGAAAACAAGCCAAUUCUCCAACCCUGAAACUUCACUGAAGCGAUACACCGACACCAGCGUGCUCAUCCAAGAAAUUGUCGGCAACAGCCCGGUCUCAGCGCGCGCAUAUAUGGGUCUCGCUCGCACCCGUUUCCUACACAGCGGGUACCGAUCUUCAGGCAAGAUUCUUGACGAUGAUAUGCUCUUCACGCUGGCGUUAUUCGCUCUGCAACCGAUCCACUUCAUUAACAAAUACGAGUGGCGCGCGCUGAGCGAUCUGGAGCGGUGUGCUAUUGGCACGUUCUGGAAGAGUGUAGGGGAUGGACUCGAUGUCAGUUUCGAGAAAUUGCCAUCCGGGAAGACCGGAUUCCAGGAUGGAAUCCAGUGGCUCGAUGAGAUCGAGGCUUGGAGCGAGGAGUAUGAAGCGAAGUAUAUGGUUCCUCAUAUCAAGAAUCGCGAGACGGCGGAUCAGACGACAGCGGUUUUGGUUUACAUGCUACCGAAGGUGUUGCACCCGAUUGGGUUACAGUUUGUUUCGUAUAUGAUGGAUGACAGGCUGCGAAAGGCGAUGUACUUCGAUCCUCCUUCCAGCUUCUGUGCAUCCAUUUUCUCGGCUGUGCUCACAGUACGCAAGCUCUUCCUUCGCUAUCUAGCGCCGCCACGACCUUACUUCCUGCGCUUCUCGUCGUUCACCGAGAAAGCUGAUCAAAACGAACGCUACUUCAUCACCAAGUGGGAUGCUGCGCCGUAUUAUGUCAAGCCCACGUUUUGGAACCGCUGGGGUCCAACCGCAUGGCUGACUUGGGCACUGGGCCGGCCUGUACCUGGUGAUGAGGGGAAUAAGUACUAUCCCACCGGUUACAAUAUUCCAGAUGUUGGACCGAAGUAUUUCGAAGGGAAAGGGAAGAAGCAUUUGGAUGAGACUUUGGAGGAACUAAAGGGAUAUCGGACUGGGAAGUGUCCUUUCCAUUGA